This is a messenger RNA of Striga hermonthica, 461 nucleotides long. The record is from the annotation of a GenBank genome assembly. Lineage: Eukaryota; Viridiplantae; Streptophyta; Magnoliopsida; Lamiales; Orobanchaceae.
GGCUGGGGGUCAGGCCCGUAUCUAUACCAUUAUCCACGAUGAGGCCGCCCGCAACACAGGUACUAUGUCCAGAAUGCUUUCUAUCUCCAACGUGCCUGUCUUUGCAUUGUGUGAUACCAGUGCUACCCAUUCUUUUUAUAUAACACCAACAUCUUUUAUCUCUUCUCGUUGCUUGGAGGCCUUAUCUAUUAACAUUGUGAGUUCUUGUGAUCCUCUCGAGGUUAGUCUAGCCUCGGAGAAAGUUAUUAUCUCCGAUUCUUUGGUUCGUGAUCUUCUAGUUUCUAUCGGUGGUCGAGUUCUGAUUGUUGGUGCUUAUGUAAUUGAAAUGCGAGACUUUGACGUGAUCUUGGGCAUAGACUGGCUCACCCGCUACCGAGCCGAUAUCCGGUGCCAGGAGCGCGAAGUCACCCUCUUUCCCGAUUUCGAUCAGCCUGUUGUGUUCUAUGGGGUGAAGUCGAGCU